This is a messenger RNA of Adineta ricciae, 516 nucleotides long. The record is from the annotation of a GenBank genome assembly. NCBI's taxonomy places the organism in Eukaryota, Metazoa, Rotifera, Eurotatoria, Adinetida, Adinetidae.
AUGACUUCCAACAGUAUUUUCCUCUUUUUGGUCUCUUCUCUUCUGACCGUAAGUGGACAGUCCGCGCAAGAAGAUAUACAAUCAGCUCAGUUGACUGUCAUGAGCGGUUGGCAGUUUCAGUGCGCGAAUACAACUUGUGCACCAUAUGCUACAAGUACUGCAUUGAACAUUCAAGAUUGUCAAUCAGCUUGCUUAUCUGAAGUUCAAUGCGAAGUAUUCACUUUUCGAGAAACAGUAGCUAUCUGUGAAAUAUUUACAAAUGUGCAAAGUCAAGCAAGCUAUAUGUUUCUUGCUGUCGAUGCUACCACUAUGGUAAUCAUGGAUAGAACACGAGUUCCACCAGAACCGACUGCCACCAUCACAAAAUCACCUUCAACAAGUAUACCAACUGUAACUUCGACGAUAUCAACAACAGCUACCACGACAGCAAACACUUGCCUAUCGUUAUUCAACACAUAUCGGAUUUAUAGUGCUGGCUCUUCUCCACUUUCUGCUGUGUCAAAUGAUUUUAAUUAG